Pseudogymnoascus verrucosus is the source of this 1392-nucleotide messenger RNA. RefSeq lists its product as uncharacterized. Gene Ontology annotation, biological process: DNA-templated transcription. The coding region runs from base 1 to 1392 and encodes 463 amino acids. NCBI's taxonomy places the organism in Eukaryota, Fungi, Ascomycota, Leotiomycetes, Thelebolales, Thelebolaceae. The record is from RefSeq and is a predicted model, not a curated record. The transcript has 6 exons. Gene Ontology annotation, molecular function: DNA binding; zinc ion binding.
AUGGGUCCCAUAGAUCUAGAUCACAUGAACGCCGAUGAGCCGCCUUCCCCAAGAUCUCAUACUCAGAGCCAACAACCAAAUUCCAUUGCAGAUGACCAGAGCUCCAUUCCAGCUGAAACUUUGCAAGCUCGUCAGCAAUCUUCUAUCCCUUCGGCCAGCGACGCACCUCCAUCACAAGCCACCAACCAAGUCUUGUUUUUUGGCGAGUCGAAUCUCCUAACCUGUGUCAUCAGUCCUGGUGCUUCCGAGACUGCAGCUGAAACCCAGAAAAGACUUCGUUAUUCCAUUUCAGACGCUAUCAACGUUAGAGCAUCAGAGUUAUUUGCAGAGCAUAGUCUCCCCACUAGCUCAGCUAAAGCUCAUUACCUGGCUCAAGAAGGUGCUUUCACGCUUCCAUCCCCUCAAGACUGUGUUGCUGUCCUCCGAGCAUAUUUUCAAUGGUUUCAUCCUUGCUUUCCGAUUGUCGAUCGUGUCGAAAUAGCAAAUCGAUACAAUAAGGGUGAAAUGUCUCCCCUUUUGCUCAAAGCAAUGCUGUUCAUUGGAGCAAGUUACUGUGACGAAGACACGGUUCGCCGAAUGGGAUUCAAAGAUCGUCCAGAGGCAAAGUCUCAGCUAUAUAACCAAACAAAAAUUCUCUACGAUGCUGAUUGGGAGUCAAACGAAGUUACUAUUCUUCAAGUAUUGUUCUUGAUUAGUUUUUGGAGGGCAGGGCCGCUCAAUGUAAAGAAUACUCGAUACUGGCUUGGAGCAGCCAUCAGUCUUGCCCAAGCUCGCGGAUUUCACAGAUCACAGCAUUCAUCUCCCACGAACGUGAAAGAAUCCAAACUUAGGAAGCGGAUCUGGUGGUCAAUAUAUGUUCGAGAUCGUCAGUCCUCGGCGUCGCUAGGUUUGCCAAGUCGAAUUCGAGAUGAGGAUUGUGACAUCGAAAUGCUCAGCUAUGCAGAUUUUGAAGAAGAUAGCGAUGUCAUUAUUCCAGACUUUAUUGGAACUCAUAAGUCAGCACAUGGAAUCUACGCUGUCCAAAUGGCUCGGUUGGCCCAACUGCUUGGGAGAGUCAUAACAAAUCAAUUUAGGCCUAAUGGACAUCAUCCUGACGACGACGAAAGAUUUGGGCUUAUUCAUUCACUUGAAGAGUGGAAGGCCAUGUUACCAGAGAGCAUGAGGUCAUGCGAAACAGAGGGGGGCAGUGAGAGUAUUUGGGCAUACCUUUUGCACCUCGCGUACAACUACCUUCAUAUUUUACUUGACCGCCAUGAUUAUACGCAGACCCAAACCAAUCGCAACAGGUCUGAAAGCGGACCGGCACUUCAAGCGGCAUGCAGGGUGACGAGAAUCGUUGAAGAUAUGCUUUCUCAAAAUCUUAUCCAAUUCGGUCAAAUGCAUUUCGAUUAG